AUGGACACCAGCUCCUACAGUCCUUCCAACUCUGCACAGACAUCUUUCACAUCUUUCGUGGGAUGUGCUAACCACAUCAUCUGCCAAACUGAUGCCCAAUGUGGCCCAACAGAAAAAUGUGUAGCAAAGGGAGCCGUUCCCCAAGGUUCUUGGCCAGCACAUUGCAGUGGAGCCGACCAUCUCUGUCUUCCCAAGCAAACCGAAGCCCCAACUGCUUCUCCUACCAAGCCCCCCGCAAUCGUUAUCACUCCUCUCCAUGGACCCAGUCCUACAGUCCUUCCAACUCUGCCACAAACAUCUUUCACAUCUUUCGUGGGAUGUGCUAACCACAUCAUCUGCCAAACUGAUGCCCAAUGUGGCCCAACAGAAAAAUGUGUAGCACAGGGAGCCGUUCCCCAAGGUUCUUGGCCAGCACAUUGCAGUGGAGCCGACCAUCUCUGUCUUCCCAAGCAAACUGAAGCCCCAACUGCUUCUCCUACCAAGCCCCCCGCAAUCGUUAUCACUCCUCUGCCAUGGAAACCAGCUCCUACAGUCCUUCCAACUCUGCCACAGACAUCUUUCACAUCUUUCGUGGGAUGUGCUAACCACAUCAUCUGCCAAACUGAUGCCCAAUGUGGCCCAACAGAAAAAUGUGUAGCAAAGGGAGCCGUUCCCCAAGGUUCUUGGCCAGCACAUUGCAGUGGAGCCAACCAUCUCUGUCUUCCCAAGCAAACCGAAGCCCCAACUGCUUCUCCUACCAAGCCCCCGCAAUCGUUAUCACUCCUCUCCAGGACACCAGCUCCUACAGUCCUUCCAACUUGCCACAGACAUCUUUCACAUCUUUCGUGGGAUGUGCUAACCACAUCAUCUGCCAAACUGAUGCCCAAUGUGGCCCAACAGAAAAAUGUGUAG
This is a messenger RNA of Seminavis robusta, 891 nucleotides long. The record is from the annotation of a GenBank genome assembly. Lineage: Eukaryota; Bacillariophyta; Bacillariophyceae; Naviculales; Naviculaceae.